GAAAUAAAGAAUUGUUGGUACAAGGUCAAAUUCUUACCCAGAAAAUAUUAUGCAGGGUAGCUUAGUUUGGUUAAUUAGGUUAACAGGCAACUAAUAGUUAGGCCUGAACUGGUCACAUGUCCCUAUCAUUACCAAAAUAUGAUUAAUUGACUUUGAUCACGUAGCAAUCAUCAUAAAUAACAAUAAUCAUGCCGCUUAAGCAAGUAAGCCUACGUGUUAUUAGUAGUCGGCUAAACCAAAUUUGAGUUCUUAGCACUGCUUAAAUGGAUUUUGGUUAGGCUGCGGGACAAGGCUGGCUAGUCAAGGAUAUGCCGUGUUUGGUAUGGAUUAUGAAGGCCACGGGCGGUCGAUGGGUGCUCGAUGUUACAUCAAAAGAUUUGACAACAUUGUCAAUGACUGCAGUGACCAUUUCAAAUCUAUUUGUGGGCAGGAAGAAUACAUGGGAAAAAGAAGAUUUUUAUAUGGGGAGUCAAUGGGAGGAGCAGUGUCUCUGUUAAUACACAAAAAAGAUCCUGCUUUCUGGCAUGGCGCUGUUCUUGUUGCUCCGAUGUGUAAGAUCUCUGAGAAGGUGAAGCCACACCCCCUGGUUAUAAGUCUUCUAACUCGGGUGGAAGACGUAAUACCGAAAUGGAAGAUAGUUCCUACAAAGGAUGUUAUUGAUUCGGCCUUCAAGGAUCCGAUUAAACGAGAAGAGAUACGAUGCAACCGGUUGAUAUACCAAGAGAAGCCAAGGUUGAAGACAGCUCUCGAAAUGCUCAGAACUAGCAUGAACCUUGAAGAGAGUUUGCAAGAGGUGACUUUGCCAUUCUUUGUGUUGCAUGGUGAAGCGGAUACAGUGACGGACCCGGAGGUGAGUAGGGCAUUGUACGAGAGGGCGAGUAGUACAGACAAGACCAUAAAACUAUAUUCCGGGAUGUGGCAUGGUUUGACGUCCGGUGAGCCAGAUAGCAACAUUGAGAUCGUCUUCUCUGACAUUGUAUCAUGGCUCGACAAGCGUUCUUCUUGUGAAGACAUGAAAUCAAUUCACCAAUCUAUCCUUGUUCCCGAGAAACUAAAUGUCACGGCGUCGCUGGUGACAUUAAAUGGGAAAAAGCAGCAUAAAACUAGGUCGCACAUGAAAUAUAUUUGUGGCUGGAAGAGCCGUGGUGCGUGCCAUGACUCUGCGAUGUAGUCCGCAGAGAAAUAAUGGAAAAUCCCUUAUUUUCUUAUUUGAAAUGUUCUCUGGUAACUUAUUUCAUUUACUCAAUGUGAACAGUAGUCCAAGAAUCGAAAUGAGAUAACAUUGCUUUCUUCUAUUGAAUAUACCAAUUGGAUUACUGAAAUCUUUAUCUACACAACCUGAAUACCAUACUAUGUACCGUUAGUGUUGAUUACUGGGAAUUGUUUCCUUGUGUUUA
Messenger RNA from Olea europaea var. sylvestris, 1397 nucleotides. Its product is annotated as caffeoylshikimate esterase-like. The transcript is spliced from 5 exons. The coding region runs from base 323 to 1171 and encodes 282 amino acids. Gene Ontology annotation, molecular function: lipase activity. The record is from RefSeq and is a predicted model, not a curated record. Gene Ontology annotation, cellular component: membrane. Lineage: Eukaryota; Viridiplantae; Streptophyta; Magnoliopsida; Lamiales; Oleaceae.